Messenger RNA from Puntigrus tetrazona (Sumatra barb), 7288 nucleotides. RefSeq names its product caspase 8 associated protein 2 (gene casp8ap2). The record is from RefSeq and is a predicted model, not a curated record. The transcript is spliced from 10 exons. The coding region runs from base 227 to 6238 and encodes 2003 amino acids. NCBI's taxonomy places the organism in Eukaryota, Metazoa, Chordata, Actinopteri, Cypriniformes, Cyprinidae. Gene Ontology annotation, cellular component: mitochondrion; PML body. Gene Ontology annotation, biological process: extrinsic apoptotic signaling pathway via death domain receptors; Fas signaling pathway. Gene Ontology annotation, molecular function: transcription corepressor activity.
UGUGUAUGGUGAAAGGUUGGCGCGGAGCUGGUGGAAGUAUGCAACAAGGUUUUUUUUAAUCUCUGUCUAUAAGAAAAUUGGAAAUUAACUGCAAAUGUCAUUAUACGUGCGCACUGGCAUGGGUGUCAGAUCCUGAAGACCGCUCUGUAGCGUUUUGCUAACAAAUCUUACAGAUUUGUAUCCGCCUGUUGUCGUUAGCUCACCACCAGACACACAGCUGACUAAAAUGGAUUUAAUAGAUGAAAUUUAUGGAGAUCUUGAUGACAAGCCUUUCGGUACUCUGCAUCACAAUGAGGACUCAGUGGAUAUUUACUCUGGCCUGGAAAACAGCCCUAAGAUUGAUGGGCACAGAGGUAAAGUCAACACUCUCCUUUCACCAAGCACAAUGGAAUCAAUGGAUAUAUAUGAGGACAUUAUCAGGGAAGAACAAGAAGAAAAGGAGGCAACUUAUAAUGAGUUAAAACAAAAGUUUGAUGAAGCACAGAAGCAAGUUAAGGAACUGAUCUCAAAGUUACAUCUACUGCAGACAAAGAAUUCAAGUUUGAACAGUGAAAACGUACUCUUGAAGAGGAACAUUUGUUCACUCAUCAAGACUGCUAGAAUGGAGAUUGUGCGGAAGGAUGAGGAAAUUAGCAGACUCAGCAAUAGGUCUGGUCGAGGAAGUUAUGGUCAAAAUUUUCGCCGACCGCAAAUGGAAAGUGGUCCGGCAAACACAAGGCACAGUUUAAACAAUUCUACAAGUUCUGUUUUGGAAUCACAAGCUGCUAGACAAGAUAAUAUUAUGCGUGACGUAAAUCAGCACAAAGGUAGAAACUCUGUGUCGGAUCCCUGUGCAUAUCCACCAACAACGUCAACUACAGCACCACAACCAUUUGAGGUGCUCCAGAGAUGCCCUAGAACUGAUCUCGAUAGUCCUCAGCAGUGUCAGACUAAAUCCGCUGCUAAAUGUAAGACUAAGACCUUCACUGUUCAACCACAACAGCACUCUGAACCUGUUCAUCCUAGCAGAACAUCUACAGUGGCAGAUAUCUCAAAUUGUCCUAAAAUAAGUGACUCUGCAUUGGGAGUUUCUGAUACAACUUCUGAUUCUCAAUUCAAUACCUUGAAAGACAAUAAUAACAGUUCAUAUAAACAAGCAGACAAGCUUGAAAAAACACAAAAACGCACAACCCGGGACAAAGAGUGUAACUUGCAGGAUAAGAAUGUGUCACAAAAGGCUCAGAUAAGAGUGGAUAGCAAAUCAGGUAGAACUGAAAAAGAGCUUGUAAAAGACAAUUCUGUGUCCAGAGAAAACAGGAAUCAGCAGCCUGAAGUUCUUAAAAGUUCAGAGCAAUCGAAAAGCCCUUCCUUGAUGUCACACAAAGCCUUACCAUCUGUCUCUUCCCAGUCUUCCAAAAAUUCAGUUAAGACGGCAGCAAGUGUAGAAACACAGAGUCAAGGACCCAUGCAUCAUCAAAAUCCAGACAGAACUAGCAGAGAAGCGAAACACUCUGGCUUGAGCAGCACAACUUGUACUGUGGUGGACGAAGCAAGCCAUUCCCAAAACCACAAAGGGAAGAAAAGAGAUGCAAGUGGUCAUGAAAGGAAAGAGGAGAAAAAUUGCAGUGCAGAAAGGAGGAGCAGCAGAACUGAAAGAACCAGAGACUAUGAGCUAAAGAGGCCAAAGGAGAGUGACAGGAGUAAAAGAGAUGAGGGUAACAACAGCAGCAGCAGCAGUAGUAGUAGUAAUAACAGUAGUAUUAAAGAAAGAAGAAGCAACAGGUCAGAUAGUAGCAAAGAAUAUGAGCGAAGGAAUAUACGAGAAACUGAUAAUAAAUCUGAAGAUAAAAGAUCUAAGAAACAAGUUGAUGAUUGUGGGCGAGAUUUUGCUUCAUCCAAAUGGGAAUCUCAAAGAAAAGACGCUUAUAAAGAGAAAUCAUCAAGCAGAAACCAUGAAUCAUUGUUAAAAGACAAAAGGUCUCACAGCCAUGAUAAAGCUAGAAAGAUGGAAGGUCUGAAAUACUCUGAUAAGAGUUGUUUUGGAGACAAGGGUAAAGACAAGGACAGAGAAAGAAAAAGAGGUGAACAUUUGGAUCAUAGGGUACAUAAGCACAGAGAAUCAAAAAAUGCUCUUACCAAAGAUGACAGAAGGAAAUCUCCUAAAAAGCACAAUGUUGUUGGAAAAGGUCAGGAUAGUAAGAAUAAGCAAGACAAAAACCUUGAAUCUGAGUCUUCAUCAGUGGUAGUUGUUAGCAGUAGUCCCUGCAAAACAACUGAGGAUAAUAGUCCAGACAGAAAACUGAGUUUCAUGGAAACACUGAAUCUUACCUUAUCGCCUCUUAAAAAGCAAAAGCAGUCUUCUGAUCUAAAAGAAGCCAGUGGAGCACCAUCUGAAGAUGCCUCACCUCAUAACAGCAGAUUAUCUGAUGCUGGGGAGGAAUUCUUUGUCAUUGAUGAAUUAAAGAACAGUGUUGAGGAAGUGGAUGAGGACCCUGUACCCACAACUGCAGGUAAAAAAGAAGACCUGACCAGUUCUUACAAAGAGUCUGGACAAGUUGUUGAUCUUCCUGCAGCCGUUGUCUCUGACAAGCCCUCAGGUGAACAAACGGAUAUGGAUGUACAAGAGAAUGCCACAGAAAGUCAAGAGGAUGUUAACAAAGUGCCAGCCAUUGUUAAAUGCUCAGAGGAGAAAAAGAACAAGAUUUUAGAUUCCAGUAUAUUAGACACAGAUUCAUUAUCAGAAUUAACCCUUACAAGAGAAUCUCCAAAUCGCGUCUGUCAUAACAUCACCCAAGACUUUACAGGAAUCAUAGAUAAUUCUGUUAUCUCUAAUACUUUGCUUACUGAAAAAUCAGAAGUGGUAGUUUCACAUAAUAUUCCUGAUUCAAUCGUUGAAGGUCAUCAGCAACAAGAUCCUAUUAUUGCUGUAUCUGAGGACACUUCUCUGAUGAAAAUCCAAUGGAGUCCUCAGACCAAGUCUCAAGAUUUGCCACCAGUAUCAAAUGGGAUAUGUCAAGAUGAUGUGUCGUCCUCAGACAAGGCACAAAGUAUUCCUGAGAUUAAUUCUUCCAAGAUUUCUGAUAGUUCUGUCAACAUGGAAGUGUCCUCAAGCACAGUUAGUGCAGAUUUUGAUGAGCCAAGAAAAGUUAUUUGUGAUUUUGAACAAGUGGAUACUUCAAAACUGGACUGUAAGGUAGCAGGGGAAGCAACUGAUAAUUCAAAAAUGACUGAAACAUCACACUCAUCUGAAAAUGUGAAAAUGUUAGAAAAAUCCCACCAGAGUCCAUCAUCGCGUGAGAACAAUGUGGCUUCAAAUGAUAGCACCAUUGUCAGAGAGGAGACAAUGUCAUCUUCACAGCCUGGUUUCUCAGAGCCAGAUUCCACAGAGAAAGAGGAACAGACAUCACCGUCAUCAAAUCCUGUUGUGUUUUGCCCUGAUGAGGACUCCCUAAUGCUUACUCUUAGGAACAUCAGAGUUAUCCCGGAGCCUCUCAGCCCUCUUACAAGCCCAGUCCGUCAGGUGAAGAAAGUACAGCCUCAGCAUGCUGAUAAACAACCACAUGUCAAAAGUCUUAACAAAGAUCUCUCAACUGUAACCACUGGAUGCAAUAAGGAUAAAGUAAGUAUGGACAUGAACAAGGAAAAUAAGUCCCCUGACUCCUCUGUCACAGCUUCCUCCUACAAAGGGACAAAAGAAACCCUCUUGUCUAGUGGAACUGAGGACGACGAACUAGAGGAUGGUGAGAUAGUAAGUGAGAGUGAGGAAGAGGGACCCCUGUUUAUCCAGACUCCUCCAAGAGAAAAGGACAAAUCAACCUCAGGGACUGAUUCAAGUCCAAAGCUAUCAGCAGUUGGGAAAAGAGUGUCCCAAAAGAAAUCUUGCAUCCCUGCUAAAUUUUCAGAGCGAAGCAAAGGUUCAAAGUCAUCUUCUAAUGACAGUCCUACCUCAAGUAAAAGACGCUUUAAAACUGUCAGUCCACCGUUAAAAUCAGCAGUCUAUACCAUAGACACAUUUAUGGACAUGUUAGGAUCAAUUCGAGCUGAGUUGAGGAAAAAGUACAUGAAGCUUCAGAAAAAUGUCACUAAAACUGCCUUCUGCUGUAUAGUGGAUAUGUCUCAGGCUUCUUUUAUAGAAUUCAUUAAUGCUGUUGACUUGGAUAAAUUGUGCUGCCAUGGUAAUGACAUCAAAGUUAGACUUAAUAAAAUUAUUUCAUCUAUCAUGAGCAAGGUCACCAAGAAUGGCAUCGUUAAUCGUAUCUUUGAGCAGAGAGCUGGAGACCUCAAGCAAAAGCUGUGGACAUUUGUGGAUGGGCAGUUUGACUUCUUGUUCAAGGAAGUGAAGACAGCACUCAAAAGUGGAUCUGAGCCAUCUAAGAAUGCGUCAUUGGAUAAUAAAAAUGUAACUCUUAAAAGAAAAGAGAUUGAAAGUGAGGUCGUGGAAAAAGACAUUUUUAACACAUCUGGGCAUCUUCACCGAACCAAGAUGUUUAAAGAUGACACAGGAAGUUUUGUCAGAGAGACCCCUCCAAAUAUUCUCCCUCGAAGGGGCCUUGGGAGCAGGGGUAAAAACAUAAAAGCUGUCAUGAAUGAAGAUGAUCAGUCCGCAAAGGUGGGAAGUGCAACUUUACAUCAGCUUCCUCCUCCAUCCUCUGAAAGGUCUGUCCAUGAAGGUACCUCUGGAUCUGAAACUAGAAUCUCUUCCUAUGUCCGACGUCUCUCCCAUAAUGGAUCGAUUCAGGAUAAGUCAGACUUUGACAUUCUUACUGAGCAGCAAACAACAAGCUUGACCUUCAACCUGGUCUCUGACUCUCAAAUGGGAGAGAUAUUCAAGUGUCUUUUGCAAGGGUCAGAUUUGCUUGAAUCCAGUGUUCCCAUAGGUGACAAUACAAGUUGGCCACUCAACACACCCCGAAAGGAAGGACUUGCAGCGGAGAGUUUGAUUGGGAUUAUGACCCCUAAUAAGACAACCCCAUCUAAGUUCCUCACAUCCUGGCCUUCCAUUUCCCCCUAUAAGUUUGCGUCAAGUAGCAAAAUGCUGGUAGACCCAGCAAUUCUUGAUGAGAGCUGCUUGUUAGAAGUUCCCUCUAAUUCUGAACCAUGCCAGCUUCCUCUUCACUCAACUGUAAUCACGCAAAAAUCCUACUCUAUCUUGGCGGAAGAUCUAGCUGUGUCCCUUACCAUUCCUUCACCUCUUAAGUCAGAUAGUCACUUGAGUUUCUUGCACCCUGGAACUGGACAACCGCUCUCUGCCCCAAACAGUGUCUUGAGUGCCCAUUAUAGUGAAGAUGCUCUUCUUGACGGAGAAGAUGCCACUGAGCAGGACAUACACCUUUCUCUGGACACCGACAACUCCAGUUGUGGGUCAAGUCCCAGUAGGACAUGGGAGGGCUCAGAACCGCCCUGUUUCCAAUUCAAACCCAAUUUACAAAUGCAGGCUGUUGUAAUGGAGAGAUCAAACGAUCAUUUCAUUGUGCGAAUAAGACGAACAUCAUCUGGCCCGAUUGAAAGCAAUCCAAAUGAAGGCAGAGCAGCACCAGAAUUAGCUGAAUGCCCAGAGCUGACUCUUAAGCCUAAUCUUGCUCCGGCCCAUCAAGACUUGGGUUCUGGACUCGAAGAGACGUCAAACAAAAUCCAAACUAAGGUAAAUGAGGCAUGUCACAUUUCAGAUAAAGCAAUUGAAGCUCAACCAUCAAGCCAAAAAGUGUCACCUGAAUGUGUUUGUGAUGACAACUUGAUCCUAAACAAUGCUGAGCCUGAUUCCAAAGCAUGUGUUAUUGAGGAAAGUAGUACAACAGAGACUGAACCUACAGAAGUGGUUUCAGGAAAAGUAAAGAACUCCAUUCAGAGUUCAAGUGCACCAGAGUCGGAGUGUGAGAGGGUGUCAAGAAAACGCAAGAAGCACAGAUCAGCGAUAAAGGCAAAGCGCCAAAAAGUGGAGAAAUCUCAAGAUAUACAUUCUAAGUCUAGGCAUAAGAAAAAAUCUAAAUCCUCCAAAGAAAAAGACCCCAAAAUUGCAGUACCCCAGUUGUCCCCUAGCAGCCUGUCUGCUAAGAAUGUAAUCAGAAAGAAAGGGGAGGUAGUGGUGACGUGGACCAGGGAUGAAGAUCGGGACAUACUCAUUGAGCUUAAAAUGAAGGGCCCUUCACCCAAGACAUUUGCUGGUCUUUCAAAAAGGCUAAAGAAGUCAACAGAGCAGAUUGAGGAGCGAUUCUCUCAACUGAUGAAGUUGUUCAAGAAGAAAGAGAAAAUGGAGAAUUGACUGAACAACAAAAAGACUGAACUGACUUUACCAUGGAUGCCGAUCAUAUCAAAAUCUCCAUAGGCAGAAAUAUAAUGCGUUGACUUUGAAAAUCAAUGUAGUAUUUCUGUUUAUGUUCAUCUGUUUGAAAGAAAGCACUUAACAGUUUUAACUUACCAAGAGAUCUGCAGUAAAUGGUAUACGUAUUAGAGGCUUUUAUUUUUGGUAAUUCUGGAAAAAAAAAACACAUUCAGUGUUACCAGAUUACCAAAAUUCAUAAUCCAAGCAGACACCAACUAGGCUUCACUUAUAUUACCUACAGAUAUAUUUUCUGAAAUUGGCUUUAAUCCCUGUCAAGGAAAUAAAUGGACAAAACGACAAAAUAGAUAAACGUCGGUUCGUAGUAUUUUCAGCACAUAAAGUCCUGUGCGAUGCCAAGUUGGUGAUUGCAAAAGAGUACAGUUGCUCUGCUGACAGUUUAAAGAAAAGAUUUUAUGCAAUGAACAAAAAAAGUAUUUGGAGGACAUCACUAACUUGUAUUACAAGUUGACUUUUGCAGCAUUAGCAAUGCCUUUGAAACCUACCUCUGAAGAUUACAAAUGCUUUUUAAAUUUUUGACUUAAAUGCUUAUCUGCCAAUAGGCCUUGUGUUUUGAUCACUCCAUUUUCUUUUUGCGUGUAUGAAGUUGGUACUGGAAUAGCAUGGCUCUAAAUAUGGAGCUGGAAAGCCUUUUUGCCUGUUCAUUGAUUUUGGUCCUCAAUUGUCAGAAUUUGAGCUUAAAAUUUUUCCGGAUAGGUGCAACUUUAUAUUUUCAUAUUAAGAGUAACAUGUUUUUGUUGUUUUAUAGUUAGAGUAAGGGGAUUGUUUCCCUUGUGUAUAUAUUUGUAAAGUUUAAUUGAUCUGAAAGAUUUUUAUGUUUGAACUCUUUUAAGCCAUUUUAUUUUUCUUAAAGAGAGAACUAGAUAUUGGAAAAAUCCAUUGUGUGUUGUUUAAAAAUACAUUUUGUAAAUAUUUGUAAUUUCUGACAGACCUCUCAAACUUUUGAAAUAAAGCCUAUUUAUUUAAAUGUCA